Messenger RNA from Camarhynchus parvulus, 1376 nucleotides. RefSeq names its product low-density lipoprotein receptor-like. Gene Ontology annotation, molecular function: protein binding; calcium ion binding. The annotation marks the transcript as partial. Lineage: Eukaryota; Metazoa; Chordata; Aves; Passeriformes; Thraupidae. The transcript is spliced from 8 exons. Gene Ontology annotation, cellular component: plasma membrane. The record is from RefSeq and is a predicted model, not a curated record.
GACGGGCGGCGCGACUGCGGGGCGGGGAGGACGCAGGGGAGGGAGCUGUGCGGGAAGCCCCGCCCCCCGGCGCCCUGCCCCGCCCUGCAGUUCCCGUGCGGCUCCGGCGAGUGCGUGGCCGGCGCGUGGCGCUGCGACGGCGUCGCCGAUUGUCGCGACAGCUCCGACGAGGAGGGGUGCGCCCCGCCCCCGCCCUGCCCCCCCGGGCAGUUCCUCUGUCGCGACAGGCGCUGCAUCCCCGCGGCGCGAGCGUGCGACGGCACCCGCGACUGUCGCGACGGGGACGACGAGGAGGCGUGUCCGGAGGCCCCGUCGUGCCCCCCGCGCUGGUUCCGCUGUCGCUCGGGGGAAUGUAUCGCGACAGAGCGGCUCUGCGAUGGGCGGCGCCACUGUCGCGAUUGGUCCGACGAGCCGCUCAAGGAGUGCGGAGUGAACGAGUGCCUGCAGGGCCGCGGGGGCUGCUCCCACUCCUGCCGGGACCUCCCCCUGGGCUUCGAGUGCGGCUGCCCCCCCGGGCUGGGGCUGGGCCCCGACAACCGCACCUGCCUGGCCCCGCCCGGGACCCCGGAGCCGCUGGGCCGGAACUCGAGCACCGAGGGAAACGCCCCCGCAGGUGACCUCACCCGGCUGGGCGUGGCCGGAGGGGCGGGGCCAUUGAUGACGUCACUGGGGGUUCUGCUGCCCCUUGGGCUGUGUCUGGGCCUGGGCCUGGCCGGGCGGGCGCUGUGGCGAUGGUGGCGCCGGCGCAGCACCAACAGCAUCAGCUUCAGCAACGCCGCCUUCCGGAAGGUUCCGGAACACCUGGAGGGGGCGGGGCUUGGAGACACGCAGUGGCCGCUGACAAUGGAGGAGGAGGAGCCCUGAGGGGCUGGGGGAGGUGAGACCCCCCCGGAGACACCUGGGAACACCUGGGGAACAUCUGGGGAACAUCUGGAUGCACCUGGAGACACCUGGGACACACCCGAGGGAACAUCUGGAUGCAGCCGUGCACACCUGGAUGCACCUGGGGAUACCUGGGACACACCUGGGCGCACCUGGGGAACACCUGGGGACACCUGGGGGACACCUGGGGGACACCUGGGGGCUCCAAAGAACACCUGGAUGCACCUGGGGAACACCUGGACAAGGCUAUGCACAGCUGGACAUGAGUGCAGGCACAGCUGGGCACAGCUGGGCACACCUGGCCGUGGGGAUCCCACCUGUCCAUCCCCGCCCUCACCUGUCCAGGCGCCCCCCCCCCCCCCCGGUGCCAUUUUUAGGAUUUUUUUUUCAACCAAAAUUCUCGGGUUCGGGCCCAAUUUGAGGCCCCUAAAGGAGGGGGCGGGGCCAAUGUGGCCACGCCCCGUGAUGUCAAUAAAGGGUUAUUUAUUAACCAA